This is a messenger RNA of Xiphophorus hellerii (green swordtail), 2139 nucleotides long. RefSeq names its product collagen alpha-2(I) chain-like. Bases 1 to 2139 code for a protein of 712 amino acids. The transcript has 4 exons. Lineage: Eukaryota; Metazoa; Chordata; Actinopteri; Cyprinodontiformes; Poeciliidae. The record is from RefSeq and is a predicted model, not a curated record.
AUGGAAACGGGGUCAGCUUCUGGGGUCAACCUGGUGGUUCUGGUUCUGGAGCAAUCAGAAAAACAUCCUGGAGACGCGAAAAUAAAACAGUUUAAACUGAUUACAGAACCGUUGGAAUCUGAUGGAGGAACCAACGGAACCAUCGGAACCACCGGAACCAGCGGAACCAACGAAACCAUCGGAACCACCGGAACCAGCGAAACCACCGGAACCAACGAAACCAGCGGAACCAGCGGAACCAACGAAACCAUCGGAACCACCGGAACCAGCGGAACCAGCGGAACCAACGAAACCAUCGGAACCAGCGGAACCAGCGGAACCAACGAAACCAUCGGAACCAACGGAACCAGCGGAACCAUCGGAACCACCGGAACCAACGGAACCAGCGGAACCAUCGGAACCAUCGGAACCAACGGAACCAUCGGAACCAACGGAACCAUCGGAACCACCGGAACCAGCGGAACCAGCGGAACCAACGGAACCAUCGGAACCAGCGGAACCACCGGAACCAGCGGAACCAUCGGAACCACCGGAACCAGCGGAACCAACGGAACCACCGGAACCAACGGAACCACCGGAACCAGCGAAACCAACGAAACCAGCGGAACCAGCGGAACCAACGGAACCAGCGGAACCAGCGGAACCAACGAAACCAUCGGAACCAGCGGAACCACCGGAACCAGCGGAACCAACGAAACCAUCGGAACCAGCGGAACCAUCGGAACCACCGGAACCAACGGAACCAGCGGAACCAUCGGAACCAUCGGAACCAACGGAACCAUCGGAACCACCGGAACCAUCGGAACCACCGGAACCACCGGAACCAACGGAACCACCGGAACCAGCGAAACCAACGGAACCAGCGGAACCAGCGGAACCAACGGAACCAUCGGAACCAACGAAACCAGCGGAACCACCGGAACCAACGAAACCAGCGGAACCAUCGGAACCAGCGGAACCAUCGGAACCACCGGAACCAGCGGAACCACGGAACCACCGGAACCAGCGGAACCAACGAACCACGGAACCACCGGAACCAACGGAACCAACGAAACCAUCGGAACCAACGGAACCAGCGGAACCAUCGGAACCAGCGGAACCAACGGAACCACCGGAACCACCGGAACCAACGGAACCACCGGAACCAGCGAAACCAACGGAACCAGCGGAACCAGCGGAACCAACGGAACCAUCGGAACCAACGAAACCAGCGGAACCACCGGAACCAACGGAACCAUCGGAACCAACGGAACCAGCGGAACCACCGGAACCACCGGAACCAACGGAACCAGCGGAACCAACGAAACCAUCGGAACCAGCGGAACCAACGAAACCAUCGGAACCAACGGAACCAUCGGAACCAGCGGAACCAUCGGAACCACCGGAACCAGCGGAACCAGCGGAACCAACGAAACCAUCGGAACCAACGGAACCAACGAAACCAUCGGAACCAGCGGAACCACCGGAACCAGCGGAACCAACGAAACCAUCGGAACCAGCGGAACCACCGGAACCAGCGGAACCAACGAAACCAUCGGAACCAGCGGAACCACCGGAACCAACGGAACCACCGGAACCAUCGGAAACCAACGAAACCAGCGGAACCACCGGAACCAGCGGAACCAUCGGAACCAGCGGAACCAACGGAACCACCGGAACCACCGGAACCAUCGGAACCAACGGAACCAGCGGAACCAUCGGAACCAGCGGAACCAACGGAACCACCGGAACCACCGGAACCAACGGAACCACCGGAACCACGGAACCAGCGGAACCAACGAAACCAUCGGAACCAACGGAACCAACGAAACCAUCGGAACCAGCGGAACCACCGGAACCAGCGGAACCAACGAAACCAUCGGAACCAGCGGAACCACCGGAACCAGCGGAACCAACGAAACCAUCGGAACCAACGGAACCAGCGGAACCAUCGGAACCACCGGAACCAGCGGAACCAACGGAACCAUCGGAACCACCGGAACCAGCGGAACCAGCGGAACCACCGGAACCAUCGGAACCAACGGAACCACCGGAACCAUCGGAACCAACGGAACCAGCGGAACCAUCGGAACCACCGGAACCAUCGGAACCAACGGAACCAGCGGAACCAACGGAACCACCAGGACGGUUGUUUUGUGA